UGAAAGAUGCUCUAUCUUGUCCAUUUCUCAGUCUCUUUGCAUUUUUAACUGUAAGAGUACCUCUGUGUAGUUACCAACGUAACAGUCACUUCAAGAUUAUCACCACACCGCAAUCAUCUCCAAAUUCUGGAAGCCAAGUGCCAACAAUGAAAGAAGCCAGGACUCAAGCGACGGUCCAUGUCGGGAUUGACUCAUUGUGGAAGUGUUUGUCCAAGGAUCUGCUCUCUAUCCUUCCACAGGUCACGCCAAAUUUAGUGCAGAAUGCAGAGAUCAUUGAAGGAGAUGGCGGCCUUGGUUCAAUCCUUCUUUUAACUUUUGGCCCUGAUGUGCCGAAAAUGAAGUACCAGAAGGAGAAGAUCGUGGAACUCGACGAGUCUUUGCAUCGAAUUGGGUUACAAGUAAUAGAAGGGGGUCACCUUGAUCUUGGCUUCACCUUUUACAAAGUUUCAAAUCAACUUACAACAAUUUCAGAGAAGCAGACACUGGUGGAUGUCAUGGUUGCAUAUGAAUGUGAGACAGAAGAAACAGUCUUGCCCUCAGAAACAACAGCAUCUGCACUUGCAUGGAUCAAGGGCCUUGAGAACUAUUUGUUGAGUACUGAUACUAUAUAGAGUUAGACCUCUCACGGUUCAUCUCCGAUUUAGAAAAGAGUAAGGAUAAUAUUAUAGCACGUCGAAAGAGGUGAAUCAAAGCAUAUUCGAUCCUAUCUGCAUCAGAAUUGGUGUGUAUUUUCCUGUGAAUACUUACGUGAUUGAAUUUGUCAUUCAGUUUUGUAUCAA
Messenger RNA from Syzygium oleosum, 779 nucleotides. Its product is annotated as phytohormone-binding protein-like. Gene Ontology annotation, molecular function: abscisic acid binding; signaling receptor activity; protein phosphatase inhibitor activity. Lineage: Eukaryota; Viridiplantae; Streptophyta; Magnoliopsida; Myrtales; Myrtaceae. Gene Ontology annotation, cellular component: cytoplasm; nucleus. The coding region runs from base 147 to 611 and encodes 154 amino acids. Gene Ontology annotation, biological process: abscisic acid-activated signaling pathway; defense response. The transcript is spliced from 2 exons. The record is from RefSeq and is a predicted model, not a curated record.